AUGAUGAGUACGGGCGCCUUCUACGCCGCCGCCGGAGACCGCCGCAACAGCGUGCCGAACUCGAACUCCGCUGCCAGCGAUGGCCAGGCUUACGACAUGCACCCCACCGCCGGCGGACAGCAUAGCACCGCCGCGUACGCGCCGUCUACGGCCAGCCUGGAGGGCAACAUGGCGGAGCUCCUGGAAGCCGCGGCGAAGGCGACGACCGAGUCGCAACGACACGCCGCCGCACAACAGCAGCAGCAGCAACAACAGCAGGCAGCAGGAGUCGGCGGUCUGCGCAAAGUAGCGCGCGUCACGGACCUGAGGGGCACGGCCAUGCAUGAAGAGGCCCUGGGGGCGGCAGGACAGAAACGCAAGAGGACGGCCACGCCUCCGAACGGGGGCGGCGGAGAAGACAUGCACCAUCUGGAAGGGGGAGAAGUGCAAGAAGGGGGUCGUGCUGGGAGCCAGAGCCCACGCAAACGCGCGAGGCAGACGCCCACGACGGGAUUGGCUGAGCUGCAACAUCAUGCACCGUCGGCCGACAUUCACCAUUACCACCACCAACAGCACAGCCCGACUUUGAUCCAUCAGCAGCACCAGCAGCAGGCCGGCUUUGGGCUUACCGACGUGAGAGCCGUGGGUGUGCACUCGGCCGCUGCACUCUUCCGGCAGCCGUCGGGCGGCAGCGCGACGAAGAAGCACACGCGGCCGCCCAUGUCGAAGCUGUUUGCGUCGCUGCAGCUGACGCCGGAGAAUUUCCUGCGGCUGCAGGCGGCGGCCAAGACGUACAUGCUUGACGAGGCGCAUCCGGAGCGCCAGAGCUGCGUGGGUAGUAGGGGCAAGGGGGACACGGACAUGGUCAAGCUACGAUUGUUCAACUGCUGCCGCGAUUUCCUUAACGACGGCAUCGGCGAGCGCUUCUUCGGGCCUGAUGUGCCCGCUCCGACGGAGAACGAGGUGCUGGAGGGCGAGACAAUGCCCGGCCGGAAGUGGGUGUGGCCGCGCGACGGCAAUAAGAUCGUUAGCCUGGUGACGCCACUGCUGAGGCGGAUGGUGACGAACGAACGACAGCGGCAGUAUGCACAGGAGGCGCGGAAAGGAACGGGGAAGAGGAAAUCGGAUGUUGCAAGUGGUACUCCUUCUGCUGCCUCACACGGUACUUCUUCGCAGGAUGCCGCCGCCGCCGCCGCCGCCGCCGCUGCCACGGGCGCUACCGGUGCUGCUUCAACACCGCCUCCAUCCACAGUGCCCUUCGAUGCAAGCCAUUCUCCGCCAAAUCCAGCCAUUGACCCUUCGUUAAGCACGCCUCAACCUCCCCCGCCCCCGGCUAUACCUGCAGCGCCGCCGCAUGUACAGCCACACUACCCAGCGCACGCCCCUACCCAAACGCUCCCCCACGGUCCGCCGCCGACGCAGUAUCCACGGUUCUUACAGACACAACCGCCCCAAUCAAUAUACAGCACGGCGAUAUCCCCCCCUGCACAUCCAGCCGCAACGGCUACAGGGACGGCGGCGAACAGCAACCAGCACCAACAACACUUUCAUCACCAUCACCCUCAGCCCGCGCCAGACCAGAACGUCAUCCAGGUCCUCAUCACCAAGAACAACACGAAGCUGCUGCCCCGCAUCGACAUGCCGUCUUGGCCCAGCACGCCGCAUCACACGCUGCCGCUGGUCGAUCUGCGACAGGCCGUCGAAGAGGAGAUCAGGGGAUUGCUGAAGAGAGGAUUGGAUUUGGGUAUCAGGAGGAGGGCGACGACGACGAAGCGUCCCAUGACACCAGCAGUGCCGACAGUUGAUAGGGCGGGAGAAAGCGUCGCUGCUCCCGCUAAUGCUAGCACUACGACUACGACUACAAGUGCUGUGACGAGCACCGCCACGGCGGAAAGCCAGCAGCCCGCCGACGUCGACAUGGCGGAGGCGGGCAAUGAACAGGAUCAGCAGCAGCAGCAAACGGGCCCGAAUGAAAAGAACUCAGCGCACGAGGAUGGCGAUGGUGAAGAUUUCGCCGCCACCACCGCCCAACAACGACAACAGCAGCAGCCACAACCACAACCACCACCACAACCACAACCACAAUCAGCCGAUACCGUCAACGAACAACAGCAAGAAGCAGUGGUAGAAGAAGCAGAAGAGGAGGAGGAAGCAGCCGAAGCAGGAGAAGAAGAACAACUCAGCCUCGAAGACAUCACGCUCGAGAUCCGCGCGCUGACUGGCCGCGGCCUCGUCCUGAUCGCCGACGACAAAGACUGGCGCGCCGUCUUGGCCGAGGUGGGGCAAGCGGUGUGGAUGGAGGGCGUGCUGAGGGUCGUCGUGGAGGUGAUUUGA
Messenger RNA from Diplodia corticola, 2313 nucleotides. RefSeq lists its product as uncharacterized. Gene Ontology annotation, cellular component: nucleus. The transcript has a single exon. Bases 1 to 2313 code for a protein of 770 amino acids. NCBI's taxonomy places the organism in Eukaryota, Fungi, Ascomycota, Dothideomycetes, Botryosphaeriales, Botryosphaeriaceae. The record is from RefSeq and is a predicted model, not a curated record. Gene Ontology annotation, biological process: response to starvation. Gene Ontology annotation, molecular function: cis-regulatory region sequence-specific DNA binding; DNA-binding transcription factor activity, RNA polymerase II-specific.